This is a messenger RNA of Botrytis deweyae, 2682 nucleotides long. RefSeq lists its product as uncharacterized. The transcript has 2 exons. The coding region runs from base 1 to 2682 and encodes 893 amino acids. Lineage: Eukaryota; Fungi; Ascomycota; Leotiomycetes; Helotiales; Sclerotiniaceae. The record is from RefSeq and is a predicted model, not a curated record. Gene Ontology annotation, molecular function: helicase activity.
AUGGUUCCUCCAAAGAACAAUCAGGCCCCUAAGAAGGAUAAUAAGGCAGGAAACUCUUGGGUUCCCAGACCCAAUGGAGGCUCUGCACAAUCCGGGCCCAGUGUUGGACCGAAGCAUGAUUCCAAGAAGAGAAAGAACGCUGGCGGCAAUGACGCUGCCAAAAAGAAGCAAAAUACAAGCCUUGAGCUCUCUCUCUUCAAGAAUGAUGCAACCAGGCCAAAGGAUGGGAAAGACAAACCUUCUGGGCCCGAAGUCUUGGGCCACCUAAAAUCAACCUUCGAAUUGGCAUCGCAGGUUCCUGCCUUGAGAUUGGAAGUUGAUGGGUAUGCGGUUGUACUUCAUGUGCACAACUUUUUUGUAGAGAAUGCUGGGUGUCUUACUUUUACUAAUCAAGAUCGCAUCUUCAAUAGAGUAUUAAUCCCAUCAACAAGCAGCAGCGGAGGCGAAAUCUUUAGUGUGAAUGGAAUUAUAUUCACAUUCACCAAUGAAUUGGACAUGCCCGAACUCACUGUGAAGCAGGCAGAAGAAUUUUUCACAUUUGGAGGAGGAGAUCUACAAGCAAAAGGUGACGAUCCAGCCGGCCAAAAAGGAGGUGUCCUCGCUCUUAAAUUCACAUUGAAGGGCCGCGUUUCGCCACCAAGAAUGGUUACAGAUGGUAAAAAUUCGAACAAUACUCGUGCUUUGGAGCUUCAAAGAAUGUUAAAUAAAGGUCCAUUCACUUUUACCUUGGUUCGCAGAUUCGGAAACUACCACGAUGAAUUAGAUGCAUACUGGACACACAGAGUCAGAGUAUGUGCACAGGAAGGAAUAUGGGCUAUGUACAACAAUAUCUUGUCAACCAGAGUGGGCCAAAGAUUCGAGGCAUGGAUCGAAAAUCCAGCAAAAGCACUUCCUCACGAACCUUGGAUGGCAGUAGGAACCCCCGCGGAACAUGAGAUUCAAAGAUACGAGUCGCAUGAAGCCAGAAACAAUUUUGGGUCUAUGGCAGAGUGGGAAAUCGUACUCAGCGCGGCUGUUAUUCAUGACGUCGCAGCCUCGGUCAAGCUGAACGAGCAAUACUACAAUUGGGAUCGAACAUAUGAAGCAAUUGUAAGGUAUGUAAAGAAUGAUUAUGUUCAACUUGAAUUUGAUAUCCCAAGUCGUGGGGAGUUGUCCUUCCCUUCAAUUAGUGGAAGCACUCGAUUUCUCGUUAGAUAUGGGAGAUGCACAACAGCUGAAGACUCUAAUGCCGAGUUAGAGAAUGACGAAGACGAAAUUGAAAAUGGUGAGAUCUUAGAGGAAGAAGAGACUGAAGCCUCUCCAGGUGCUGCUAACAUCACUAAUAGCCAAGAAAGUUCUGAGACUAACCUUAUAGAUAAUGAAAGAGGCGAGCAAUCAAUCUAUGGUUCCAGCGAAGAUAAGGUUGCCGUCCAGGAUGUUGUGAUUGACGGUAUCAACAACGUAGAAUGGACCGCUCAAGUUCUCGUGGCCAAGGAGAAUAAGCAAUUUGUCAUUUCUUUCACCAUGCCUCAAGGUAAGAAAAGAAAAUUUCACGUAGGAAGCAAAGUCGAUGUUCAACUGAAGGUCUUGAAGAAUCACCUUGCUACAACACGACAACUUAAAGCUAUUGGUAUGAUUGCCGAAAAUAAAGCUAAGGACGAUACUUACGGACGAAUUCUCCAAAGAUUUAUACUCGGUGAAGGUAUGGCUGAUGUUAAACAUGAUAUUGAGGAUCACCUCCUUUCUUUGAAAGAAAUCACAUACAACAAACUACCACUACUCAACCAAAAGGUAUACGACCAGUGGCUUGAAAGUUGCAAACUUAACCUUAUGCAGCGAGAAGCAUACGACGCGGUUAUCGAGGAUGUUUUACCAGCUACAAUUAUUCAAGGUCCAUCCGGAACUGGUAAAAGCUUGACCUGCGCUGUUACAUGCAUUGGAAUAGCACAACUUGGCUAUAAAGUGCUCUAUGCCACAUCUACCAAUGCAGCUGCAGAAACCGCAUUGCUCUCGAUCUUCAACGCAACCCAGAAACUAUUCGAAGCUGUCGAUCAUCAAACAAUUGGCAUAAAUCCCGCGCCCAAACUCCAGGCCGAGAUCAAGGAAUCAAAAGAGAACUUCGCUAUCAUCCACUUCCCAGCUAACGCAUCCACAGAAAACGACUUUAUGAAACGAGACGACGAAAGAAAAGAUGACCAAGAAGAUAAUCCCCUCGACGCCUACCGAAUCUCAAAUCACGUCAUAAAAUCUUUCCACCGCAAAGCCAAUAAUCCGGAAGUAAGCAACACCACGCGCACCAAAGCCCGCAACUGGCUCGCGACGCUCCAACGAGUUCGAGAAGGAAAAUCCGUCGCGGCAGAACGAUUCGUCAGAGAAGGAAUCGCCGAAAUGGGAGAAGUUGUUCGGGACACCCAUACCAAGAUCAUCAUCUCCACUUGCAAUAAUUCUGCAGCGCUGCGCGAUAUGGGGUUUCAACCCCAGGUGGUGCUGGUGGAUGAUGCGUCUUGGGCGAGAGAACCGGAUUGUAUCGUCCCGCUUACGUUUGGGCAAGCUCAUGUUGUUUUGUAUGGAGAUGUGGAGAAGAAGGGGGUGUGGCCGGGGGUUAAAUCGUGGGGGAGUAAUGAGUUUGGUGCGCAGUUGUCGAGGAGUCUUUUUGAGAGAUUGGUUGCGCUGGGGAAUAUGGCCGUGGUGAGGUUGGAGUAG